AUGGCAUCAGAAUCGGAAUCAAAUCAAUGUUCGAUGUGUCAGAAGAAUACAGGAAAAUGCAUAUGUGAUGGAUGUAAAAACUAUUUUUGCAUCAAACAUUUUAAUCAACAUCGUCAACAACUUUCGAUAAAAUUUGAUGAUGAGAUUGUGACAACUCAUGAUGAACUUUUGGAACAAAUUAAUAGAAAAAAUCAGUCGAAUGAUUGUGCUUCGAAACUUUUCGAUGAAAUUAAUCGAUGGGAAACCGUUACAAUUGAAAAAAUUCAUAAAUCAGCUGAACAAGCUCGUGACCAACUUACUCAAAUACUGACUCAAGAGAAAGAUAAAUUGAUACAAGAACUUGGAAUAAUGAAAAAAGAAAUUUGUGAUCGACGAGAUGAAGAUGAUUUUGAUGAAAAUGAUAUUGAACGACUUCGACAAAAAUUGAAUCAGAUACAAAUAUCAUUAGAACAAUUUAUUCGAUCAACAACAACGAAAGUGAUCAUAGUAACAAACAAUCAAAUUGAUUGGAAUCGAUUCAUCUACAUCGAAAAACAAGCUACAAGUAAAAGUAUAUGUUCCACAUCAGCUACAUCGACAUCUUUCGGUAAGACAGCUCAAACGACUACAACAAGUGUAUCUGGUACAACAAAUAGUACAGCAAUAAAGACAUCGCCAUUCACUGAUUGUGGUUCUACUGCACCGGCAAGAGCAGCAAAAACUAUCUUUGGCGUUCCAGUUAAAUCAACAGCUACUACAACUGCAAUUUUCGACGGUUCUGAUACACAAACUAUUGCCACAGAUACAAUACCGCUUUCAUGUCGGCCAACAAGACCUUCGUCAAUGUUUAAUCCGCAAUCAUUUACUGGUUUUAGUCUUACUCAAACUCAGCCAGCAGCAUCAACAGCAACUUCAUCAUAUGGUUUUGUUGCACCAUUUGGAUCAACAACAAUAGGUUUUAGUGCACCAACAAAUAUCACUCAAACACAAAAUCAAGAAAAAUUUUUUUCUGCAUCACUUCUUGAUCCAUUCGCUCAUCGUGAAAAACAAGAUUUCAAUAAUAUUGAUCAAAUAAAGCCAUCAAUCAAUUUAAUUGCUGUUUCAACUUCAUCAAUAACACCAACAACAGUUACAACAUCAACAUCAUCACCAAUAGCAUUACCUUUACAAUCAAAUUCUCGUAACAAACCAUCGUCAACUCGUCCAUUAGUAGAUAUAGGUUUUAAAUUAAAACCUGUUUCGCCAUCAACAUCAUGGAAUAUAACUAAUGAUGAAAUAAAGUCAUCUAAUCAACCAACAAAAUCAGCCUCAGGACUGAUUGAGAGACCAUUGACAACAGAUAAUAGUGAUGAUGAUGAAGAAGAAGAAAAAGAAGAAGAACCUAUUUCAUUUAGAAGAAGUAAAAUAUCGAAAAAAAGUUUAUCAAAUGAUUCUCUUAAUUCAUCAUUUCAAUCAGAAUCUACUCGUUCACUUUAUCCGUUAGAACGUCUUGCUGAACUUGAAACGUUAGCUAAUAUGAAUAAUAAUACAAAUAUUCUAUCAACUGUUCAUGCAACACCAUCAUUAACAACAGUUUCAACAACAAAUACUACUUCAGCUCAUAUUUCAUCAACAACAGUUAACAAUGAACAAUCUUUAUAUCCAGCAAUUUUUCUCCAACAUAUGUUACCUUUUCUUCAUUCAACUCCAGUUAUUACUCAUAAACAAUCAUCACUUUCUACGUCAAGUCCUUCAACAAUACUUGUUCAAUCUCUAACAUCUGUACUUCCACCACCAACAUCAACAAAUUCCAUUCAACAAACAAAAUCUUCACAUGAUUAUGAUUAUACAAAUAUAACUAAAUCAAAUUCUAUUUCUAAUACUUAUCAUUUACCAAAAUUAACACGUGAAUAUUAUUAUAUGAGACCAUCUAUGUCAGAAUUAAAAUCUUUAUUUGAUGAUCAAGACCAAUGCAUUGUAGAAGAAUUUACUGUUGGACAUGAAAAAUAUGGUUCAAUUACAUUUUAUGGUCAAGUGAAUGUUGCUGGCCUUGAUCUUGAUCGAAUUAUUAAAAUUGAUCGCCAUGAAGCAAUAGUUUAUCCUGAUGAUAAUAAUAAACCACCUGUUGGUAAAGAAUUAAAUAUUCCAGCUCGUAUAACAUUAUAUGGUGUUUAUCCAAUUGAUCGAAUAACACAAAAAGAAAUAACUGAUAUUGAACGUAUUAAAGCUAUGAAUUAUAAAGAUUAUUUACGUGAAGUAACAAAACAAUUCGAUGGAGAAUUUAUUAAUUAUAGUAUAACUGAUGGUUCAUGGACAUUUAUGGUAAAACAUUUUACACGUUAUGGUCUUGAUAAUAGUAAAGAUGAUUUUGUUGCUGUUGUUGUUAAACAACCACAACAAGUAACAAAACCAAUCAAUGCGAAUUUUCUUGAUCAAACAAUUGCAUUUGCGUUAACUUUACUGAAAUUUCAAUCAAUAGAUCUGAAAGAAAAAGGAAAUACAACAUCAUUAAUUGAUUUAAGACCAAAUAUUGUUGAACAAUUAGUCCAAUCAAUGUUUUGUGAUAAUAUUCGACAAGUGAAUGAUCGUAUGGUUACAUCAACAAAAAUUAUUACUCCUGAUGAUCGAACAAUUCCGAUCACUCAUAAACCAAUAAUUGAAAAACAUACUCAAAUAAUAUUCAAUAUUCCAAUAAAAUUUAUAUAUGAACGUGUUUAUUCAAAAUUAUCCAAAAAUAUUGCAAAUAUUCGUGGAAAAUAUUUUCGAACUUCAUAUUAUUCUGAAUAUGAAUCGAUUGAUUUUUCAAAUAGAAUACUUAUUUUACUUCAAAUACUAAUUAAUUUUAAUCAACAAACAGUUCAUCAAUUAGAAAAUUUCUUAAAAGUUUGUUUUACAUUAUCUAUACAACAAAUAGAAGAAAAUUCAAAUAUGCCGUAUUUUCAAGGUCGUCAAGCUUCAUAUGUUCAACAAUUUAUUGAAUUUUAUACAAAAACUUUAGAUGAAGUAAGCUCAAUGAAGAGAACAUCUAAAUAG
Molecule: messenger RNA, 2991 nt
Organism: Rotaria sp. Silwood1
Lineage: Eukaryota; Metazoa; Rotifera; Eurotatoria; Philodinida; Philodinidae
Source: the annotation of a GenBank genome assembly